This is a messenger RNA of Phyllostomus discolor (pale spear-nosed bat), 4953 nucleotides long. RefSeq names its product rhomboid like 3 (gene RHBDL3). Lineage: Eukaryota; Metazoa; Chordata; Mammalia; Chiroptera; Phyllostomidae. The transcript has 9 exons. The coding region runs from base 337 to 1557 and encodes 406 amino acids. The record is from RefSeq and is a predicted model, not a curated record. Gene Ontology annotation, molecular function: calcium ion binding; serine-type endopeptidase activity. Gene Ontology annotation, cellular component: membrane.
GGAGACUCGGGCGCAGAGCGGGGGCCGCGGGAAGCGGGAAGGGAGCGCGCGGGGAGCUGCGGGGCUGGGACCGGCCCAAGGGCGCCCUCGCCGCAGAGCUGGGUGUGGGGGCCGAGGCGGAGCCGGCGGGCCGCAAGGAGAAGUUUGGCUGCGGAGGGACUGGCGUCCCCGGGUCUCGAGGAGUCGGCGUGGGGCCCGGGGGCGAUGGGGGCGGGCGCGGAGGCGGCGCGGCGCGCACUGAGUCCUCCGAGCGGCGUGGUCGCCGCGGCGCAAAGUUAGCCUGGCGCCCCGGGACGAACGCCGCAGCCACUGGCUGUCCCUGGGUCGCGCUUCGGCAUGGGCGAGCACCCCAGCCCCGGCCCCGCAGUGGCCGCCUGCGCCGAGGCGGAGCGCAUCGAGGAGCUGGAACCCGAGGCCGACGAGCGGCCGGCGGCGGCGGCGGCGCCGGAGGACCACUGGAAAGUCCUGUUUGAUCAGUGUGACCCUGGGAACACAGGCUACAUCAGCACAGGCAAGUUUCGCAGCCUCCUGGAGAGCCACAGCUCCAAGCUGGACCCACACAAGAGAGAGGUGCUCCUGGCUCUGGCCGACAGCCACGCGGAUGGGCAGAUCGGCUACCAGGAUUUUGUCAACCUGAUGAGCAACAAGCGGUCCAACAGCUUCCGCCAGGCCAUCCUGCAGGGGAACCGCAGGCUCUGCAGUAAGGCGCUGCUGGAGGAGAAAGGGCUGAACCUCUCCCAGCGACUGAUCCGCCACGUGGCCUAUGAGACCUUGCCCCGGGAGAUUGACCGGAAGUGGUACUACGACAGUUACACCUGCUGCCCCCCGCCCUGGUUCAUGAUCACGGUCACACUGCUGGAGGUUGCCUUCUUCCUCUACAACGGAGUGUCGCUGGAUCAGUUUGUGCUGCAGGUAACCCACCCGCGCUACCUGCAGAACUCGCUGGUUUACCACCCGCAGCUCCGAGCACAGGCUUGGCGCUACUUGACAUACAUCUUCAUGCAUGCAGGGGUAGAACACCUGGGACUCAACGUGGCGCUGCAGCUCCUGGUGGGGGUGCCCUUGGAGAUGGUGCAUGGAGCAACCCGCAUUGGGCUUGUCUACGUGGCUGGUGUUGUGGCAGGAUCCUUGGCGGUGUCCGUGGCUGACAUGACCGCGCCGGUCGUGGGCUCCUCUGGAGGGGUGUAUGCGCUCGUCUCUGCACACCUGGCCAACAUCGUGAUGAACUGGUCAGGCAUGAAGUGCCAAUUCAAGCUGCUGCGGAUGGCUGUGGCCUUGAUCUGUAUGAGCAUGGAGUUCGGGCGGGCCGUGUGGCUCCGGUUCCACCCGUCGGCCUAUCCGCCGUGCCCGCACCCGAGCUUCGUGGCACACUUGGGUGGCGUGGCCGUGGGCAUCACCCUGGGCGUGGUGGUCCUGAGGAACUAUGAGCAGAGGCUACAGGACCAGUCGCUGUGGUGGAUUUUCGUGGCCAUGUACAGCAUCUUCGUGCUGUUUGCUGUCUUCUGGAAUAUCUUUGCCUACAGCCUGCUGGACUUAAAGCUGCCACCGCCGCCCUGAAGGGCUGGAGGACCGAGGGCCAGGAGGGGAAGGAGGAGCAGCGUCAGAAAGGAGCAUCUGUGUUCUUUCUUCUCGUCACCGGCUCCGCGAGGCCGGGGAGGAGAGGCCGAGAGGCACCAGGCCGUGGUCAGCUGUGUGUUCAGACUUGGACGGAGAGCGGAGGCUCUUUUCUGAAAGCCACCUGCUGGAGGAGCUGGACACGGCUACUGUUUUUUUUCUAGAUUCUUCUGAAGACAUCGGGCCAGCAAAGGCCUGGGGUGGGUGGAGUGGCUGUUCUCUCGAGCUGGUUGGUCCCAUGUGUUCAGUAGCCCCCUCCCUUGUCAUAGAUUGGGCGGCAGCCUCAUCCUCCACCCCGAGAGACCGCAGGAGUGUAAGGAAGGCCUGAGGGGAUGGUAGCCAGGCAGGCCCUUGUCCAGCCCGGAGACGAUGGCAGGCCAGGAAAUGUUCCCUCCACCGCUGUUGGCUUGGGAGCUCCGGGGUGGAGGAGGCCCUGUUGGCUUUGUCCCCGGGGAGCCCAGGGUGCCAUCCCAUGCCUGGCAGUGGGCACUGGGGCAUGGGCUAUAGUGCCUGGGUGGGCAGAGGAGGGAGAUUCUGUAAGUCCAGGCACUACCCUUGCCCUGGGGUACCCAGCAAAGGAACCUAAGCAAGAGGCAGUUCGUCCUAAGCUCCACCCUGGAGAAGGCCCUACUCUGGGCUUCUCCCUCCCUCUCUCCCAGGAUGCUGACAUCUCACACCUGCGCCCCGGCAUCCCAUGCCUGGCCUUGUUGUCAGCGUCCUUUCCUCCCCUCCCAUUGUGCCUGUCUUUUGGCUGGGAGACAGCGUUCUGAGGUGUCUGCACGUGGUUUGGUGGGUGAAGAAGCAGGGAUGAUGGGAAAGACAAUGUGGGGGAGAUGGAGACAUCAGAGGAAGGCUUGCGGAGCAGUGGGCACAUGUGGAGGGUCUGAGAGGAAGGAAGGGGCUGAGAGGCAUACAUGGCUCCUGAGGUUCCUUGCUUUUAGCAGCGCUCGCCUCUUGUUUUCCACCCCCAUCCCCUGUCCCUUACAGACCUCUCCCUGAGACUCACUGACUGUGGAGGUGGGCAGCCUCCAUGCUUCCGGGGCCCCCCAGAUGCUGAGGUUUUCCUCGCCUUUGCCAAGUUCCACUGUGGCUCCCUCUGGAGCAGCCUCCAUUCUGUUUCCCUUUGAAGGGAAGGAGCUUUGGGGGUGCAAGAGAGGCUGGGGCAGGAAUAUUGAGGCCAUGUGUCCUUUUGAGUUCAGAGGUCAGGAGGUUGCAGCAAAAGGAGCUCCGAUUCAGGUGGAAAACAUCUUCUAGAGAAGAAUCAUUGGGUGCGUGGAUGAGAGGCAGAGGUGAGGGUAGCCUGGAGGCUCGGAGAAUCCUGGGAGGGAACUGGGAGAUGAUGGUGUCCAUCCCCACCCCCGCUUCACAAGGGGCUGACCUCCCAGCAGGAGCCAGUGCAAGCCUGAGGGCAGGGUGGACAGGAUGGCCUUGGACAAAAUGUGAUGCCCUUUGUACUGUUCUUGGAACUCCCAAGAACUGACAGCCCAGAGGGAGGAAGAACCCAAGGCUGAAUCCAUGCGGGAACAAGAGCACAGGAGUGUAGGAACUGUCUUCCGCCAGCCACUUGCCCUUUAGAGUCAUACAUGUACCGAGGUUCAAAGUCAGCUGGGCCGGGCCAGGCCAGGCAUUUGGUGGUCUUGGGCUACCAUGGCUUCCUGUCCCCAGGGAUCACAUAAAUGGUCAGGGUCUUUCUAUGCAGGACACCCACAAGCAGCCCUGGGCUCUGCUGAGCCCUUCCCCAUCUUUGCCCACUGGUAAACAGACUGUCCUGGUCCCCACACAUGGCUCACAAGGUCAUGCCGCCCUUGUGCCAGCUCUGCCGAGGACUGUCAGCCUGGGGGCGCAGGUCUGUGGCUGAGCUGCGCUGCGCUGCCCUGAGGCACCUUGUCUGGGUCCUGCCAGCCACUCUCUACCCUCCUGAAAGGUGUAGCUGGAAAAGUCAGCUUCUUGGGGGAGAAGAAUCUGGGCUGGAACUGAGGGCUGACAAGACUGUUGUGAGGGUAGAGAAGGGGACCUUGGAGGCGGGGCACAGGUACUGCUGAACCUGACAGGUGCUGUCCCUCCCUGGGGGCAGGGGCACGUACCGCCCUCUGGGAAGCAGGGCUUCUCCUCCAGAUCCUCUCCAGCACCUGAGCUUCUGGCUUGUAGAUGGAGGGACCAGAGCCACUCCUCCCCCUGCCUUUGCUGUGGCCUGGAGAGGGGCCUUCCUCUCUCAGGGCUGAAAUGACUAUGAGCCAGAAGAUUCUGGAAAGACCUCAGAAGCUUGCAGUUCCCUCGGGGUUUAGGAUGGGAGCGUGAACUGCCUGAGGUGGAGAUCCCAUCUGCCAUCCUGUUCCAUCUGUCCUCGAAGCAUGCUGAGAGCCUCCUCCACACCGUGGGCCCAGCCCAGCUGAGCGGCAGCUGCUCCAUCAGCUGAGGGCCCAGAGGCACCUCAGAAGUUCUUUGGUCUGCUUAACAGCCAUCUCCACCAUCGCUUCCAGCCAUCACUUCUAAGCAGGGCCAUCCAGGGGUGACAACAGUCAUGUCACACCUCCCAGGUCUCUAACCCAGAGCCAGAGCUGGUUGUCUGGUAAGAAAGGUUUACUUUUGGGUGUAGGACCCUCAGCGGGUCCCUUCCCUCCCUGGCUCCCAGCACCCUGCCAGCAACACAUCCCUGUCACCUCUCCUCCCUCUUCCCCUGUGGGCCGCCUGGCCCCUGUGCCAAAAAACUGAGGGUAGUGUCUCUUCGGGCCGUGGCGUGAGGACGGAUUUCCACCUGCACAACACAGACAUUGAAACCUGGGGAUUCCCCAAACAGCAGCCACAGACUCCCCCGCUUGAAGAAGAAUCACAGAAACUGGGGAAAGGAAAACAAACCUUCAAAGGAGACAUUUCGCUUUAAUGACACCAUUAAUCAUUCGUUUUUUAAUUAGGAAAAGCUCCCUAAUGAGGCGCUUUUGCCAACUAAUAGGACUCUCAAUUUCCAUGAGAACUAUUCUGGCCCAGAGGAUUAGGAGAAUCAUUGCUCACUGAGCCCAGAUCUUUCCCCAGUGUCCAAUUUCAUUUGCAAACAAUGCAGGUUCCCCAGGCACAGCGGAAGCCCUUUCCUGGAUUCAUGCUGCUCCCAGGGCCGGCUGGAAAGCCCCGGUACUCCUCUGCCUUAAAAAACCAGUGCCCAACACUGAACUCUGACCCCCUGUCCACCAAGGACUUGAGUAAGUGGAAAAAACAAAACAACAGCAACAACAAAACACAAGCUACAGUGUUUGUUUCUAAAUAUUUUUGUAUUGUGUACAUUCUGUAUAUUUUUGUUGUAACAUUAUUUGAGCACAGAUUCCAUUAAAGAUUUUUUUUAAGCCA